CUCUCUCUCUCUAGAAGGUGCCGCAUCAUCUUCCCCUCUCUCUCCAUCCCUCUCCCUCUCCCACCCUCUCUCUCUCCUCUCUCUGUUGAGCUAGCUGCUCCAUUGCUAACACAUUAGCUUCCUCUUCUACACUGUUAGCUGCAUCUCUCUCUGACGCUCUGCGGUGGGCUUGUCCUAAAACAGGCAGUCACCACCCACCACCCUCUCUCUCUCCCCCCCUCUCUCCCUCCGACCCUCCCUCUCUCCACCCCUCCCUCCCUCCAUCCUCUCUCCAUCCCUCCGUCCCGCUAUAGCUGCUGACUCCAGAAGAGCAGAGGAAGAUGAGGCUUCACUGAUCCUGCAGGAGCCAGCUACAGCCAGCUACUCAAACCUUCACCAUGAGUGUUGUAGCUCUCUCGCCCAUCGGGGGGGAGCCCACCUCCCCUAUGAUCACCUCCGUUACCAUGACGCACAGCAACUCCCUGGAGGAGGCAGUCUUCCCAGGCCACACCCCCUGCAGGCAGCGCCGGGCCCCCCCCCUCCAUGCGGGGGCCGACUGGAAGGUGCUCCUCCACCUGCCGGAGGUGCAGACCUGGCUGAGGGCGGCGGCCGGCCGUGUGUCCCAGCUCACGCACUCCGCUGGCCAGGACGCAGAACACCGCCACAUAGACACACACCUGCUGCAGCUCAAGGACAUCUGUGAGGACAUCUCGGACCAUGUGGAGCAGAUCCACGCUCUCCUGGAGACGGAGUUCUCUCUGAAGCUGCUGUCCUACUCAGUCAACAUCAUAGUAGACAUCAGGGCGGUCCAGCUCCUGUGGCACCAGCUGCGGGUCUCAGUGCUGGUCCUGAAGGAGCGUCUCCUCCAGGGGCUCCAGGACUCCAACGGCAACUUCACCAGACAGACGGACAUCCUGCAGGCCUUCAGCCAGGACCAGGACCAGGACCAGACCCGAGUGGACGACCUGACGGAGGUGGACGACUGCGGCCGUCGGACCAUCCGCUGCAGCCGGGACUACUUCUCCCUGGACUGCGGCAUCACCGCCUUUGAGCUCAGCGACUACAGCCCCGGGGACGGCCCCCACCAGCUCCUGGACCCCCAACACCUCCAGGACCCCAGCCCGGGAGCGGACCCCGAGACCCAGGACCCCUACUACCUCCAGGACCCCAGCCCGGGAGCGGACCCCGAGACCCAGGACCCCUACUACCUCCAGGACCCCAGCCCGGGACCGGACCCCGAGACCCAGGACCCCUACUACCUCCAGGACCCCAGCCCGGGACCGGACCCCGAGACCCAGACCCGCAUCCAGCCGGGAACACCGUCCGGCCCCCCAGAGCCCACACCCACCCACACAUCAGCCCCCGCCCCCAGUGCUCCCAGCAGGCAUUGCGGCAUGUUCCACCAGGGUGAACCGUCGGCGUCCAAGCGUCCACUGCUGGGGGGAGGAGGAGGAGGAGGAGGAGGAGGAGGAGGGGGAGGAGGGGCAGCGUCUCCCACCCAGCCGUCGCUGGCAAAGAGAGCGGCCCUGGUCCCAGGCCCCAGCCCUGGGGGGCCGGAGGGGCCGGGCAGCCCCCCUGCCAGCCUCCUCUCCCAGGGGGAGGAGGGCCUGAGGCGGCUCCCUCUGCUGGAGCCCGACCACAGCGCCACCUUCUGGCUGGAGCUGGACUCAGGCUACCCAGAGAGCCCCGCCCACCUGCAGACCCCCGGAGGAGGUGAAGGGAGCCGGACCCCCGAGAGGCCCUCCUCUCUGGCUGGAGCCCCCGGCGAGACCCCCCGCCCCGCCCGGGACCCGCCGUCAUCUCCGGGCCCGUUGGCGACCCCGCCGCCCGGCAGGGGGGCGUCCGACUCCCCCGUGCCUUCCUCCGGCAGGGGGGCCCUCUCCUCCUGCUCCGACAUGGAGGCCUCUGGGGAGGAGUCGGACCCCCGAGCGCCUGGUGCCCGGCGGACCGCCAAGCACCCCGGCCCACAGGGGAAGGAUCACUGGUUUGGUUCGGAGGAGUUCCUGGCUCUCCCUGACCAGCUGAGACACACUGAGCUGCUGGCCAUCAACCUGGAGAGCCUGACCCAAGCCCUCCCCCUGAGGUCUAGCUGUGAUCUGGACCAGCGUGGCCUGCAGGACAUCGAUGACUGGGACCUGAGCGAGGUCUCCCCUGACUGCUACCUCCCCCUGGAGGACACGGCCUACCCCCAGUCGAGACAUCACCACUUCAACAUCGGUCGCUUUAGCCCCUCCUCCUCCAGCGACGUCCCUCACUCAUUGGACGACAGCAUAGAGUCCGGCCCCCUGAGCGAGCUGCUCUCCGAGGAGGACGAGGGGCGGAGCUCUGGGUCGGUGGCGCCGGCGCCCCCGGUGGCCGGUCAGGGGACCACAGCCCUGGUCUCACAGCUGCUGGAGGGCAUCCAGCACCACGACGCCCACAUCCUCAGGAAGAUAGAGGGCUUCGUUACGCGUCUGGACGUGUUCAUCGAGUGGCUGAAAGACGCGCUGCUCAGCACCGACAACUGGACCCCCCCUAGACAUGACCUGGACCACCUGAGAGACUACCUGGACACGCAUCUGGUGAGACCCACCCCCGUAUAGACACACACCUGGGAAGACACACACACGUAUCGAUACACACCUGGUGAGACACACCCCCGUAUAGACACACAUCUGGGAAGACACACACCUGGUGAUAUAC
Messenger RNA from Gadus morhua (Atlantic cod), 2661 nucleotides. RefSeq names its product A kinase (PRKA) anchor protein 6 (gene akap6). The coding region runs from base 378 to 2561 and encodes 727 amino acids. The transcript has 11 exons. The record is from RefSeq and is a predicted model, not a curated record. NCBI's taxonomy places the organism in Eukaryota, Metazoa, Chordata, Actinopteri, Gadiformes, Gadidae.